GUCUUCUUCCUUUUUUUUGGUAACGCAUCCUUCGUCUUCUUCCUCGCCGAAGAGAGAGAGAUUUGUAAUUUUAAACAUUAUACCGAAUGGCAUGUGAUAUGGAUAAUUAUUAUGAUUUUUUUUUCUGUCAAAUCACUGAAUUCCGUUGAAUAAUUAAAGCUCAGAUUGUGAUUGAUUUGAUCUGUCAAAUCACUGAAUUCCGUUGAAUCAAAUCUCCAGAUGUUCUGAUCUGUUUUUUGCAACACUGACAGAUCAUGAGAUUUUGCCAAAGUUUCAUCAGUGAGAUGUACAGAUAUCUGGAUCCUGACAAAGUAAGUAGUGUGGGUUUCUGCUUUUUAGCAAGUAUCUGCUUUCCGCGGCACUUUCAAUGUUUUCUGGAAGAUAGGAUUUUCCGUCAGAGGAGAUGGGUGUCGGUACUCAGAGAAAUGGGAUACCUCUUUGGACAGUAUAGAUGCCUAGCUGGUCAGUUUCAGGACCAAGGAUAUACUGGGCUGGUUCAAGCCUUAGAACUGAAGCUAGUGGCUAUGGUGUGCUUUCUUUUGCAUGACUUAUACUUGCAGAUAUGAACAAAGAAAUAAAGGGACUAAGUUUUGUGCAGAUUCAAAGGGAUAUUUGGUGGAUGAAGAUGGUUUUGAUUAUAUGAAACUUGCAUUGUUGAGGGAUAUAAAAGCCCAGCAGAGAUUUUUGAGCGACUACUCCAAGACAUACGCACAUUCAAAAUACUUUGAAGAAGCAAAGCCAUGGAGUGAGAGGUGUGACGUGGCAUUCCUCUGUGCUUCUCAGCACGAAAUCGAUCAAUCAGAUGCCAUCAAUUUGGUUAAUGCGGGAUGUUGCUUGCUUGUUGAAGGGUCAAACAUGCCAUGUACAGCUGGAGCAGUUGAUGUUCUCAGAAAGGCGAGUGUUCUAAUUGCUCCCGCCAUUGCUGCGGGAGCUGGAGGGGUUACUGCAGGGCAAAUAGAAGUGCUUCGUGAAUGCAAUUCAAUGCAGUGGUCAGCUGAAGAUUUUGUGACUGAUUACAGGAAGCACUGAAGCAGACUUAUGAGAAAGCCCAUAAAGCAGCUAAUGUUUUCGGUUAUCAGAAAGAAAGCCC
Molecule: messenger RNA, 1090 nt
Organism: Tarenaya hassleriana
Lineage: Eukaryota; Viridiplantae; Streptophyta; Magnoliopsida; Brassicales; Cleomaceae
Product: NADP-specific glutamate dehydrogenase
Exons: 8
Coding region: 544-1029 (161 amino acids)
Cellular component (GO): cytosol
Molecular function (GO): L-glutamate dehydrogenase (NADP+) activity
Source: RefSeq, a predicted model, not a curated record